AUGGAAUCGUUAGCGGGUUACAAAGCUACCAUUAAUAUCGCGAUUGCAGAUGCUAACCUGUACGCCACGGGAACUCCGACUACAUCGUGCCUGACUAAUUUUUGCCUAGACGUACCUCCAAGGUUACCUUAAAAGUUCUCAAUGAGUACAAGACUGAGGUCAACGCCACCACGAAAUAUUUGGAAGGCCAUCUUGAGGAGAUCCUGAACAGAUUAGAAUGGUUAAGGCAGUCAGCAAAGGAGCAGUCUCUUACUGAAUCUACCAACACAAAUCCAUUAGACAAGGAGAAAAAUAGCAUCGAGAAUUGUCUCAAGGUCUGCCAACAAUUUCAGGCUGAUCUAGACAAGAUGCAAUUUCAGCUCAUUUCCGAAAAUCGUUGCUCAGACACCAGCAGCGGUGUGAUGGAAAUACCAACUCAAGACAUGCCUUUGGCAAACGCCAUCACACUGUCCAGUUUGAAAUCCUGCAGUCUUGAGAUCACAGAUGCGAUAUCCAGGCUGGUACUACACGAAGAAAAGACCAAGAAGAGACUUCUCAUCGCACCUCAGAUUGAUGAACAAGCUGAAGAUCAGGAGCUAGAAGUGCAGAGACUGCAACGCGAGCUUGAUAGCGCCAACCAAAUGCUAAGCUUCUGCAAGGUUGCAUCAUCCCGAGCCACACCAGACCGAGUCCACGUUUUAGAAAAUAUCAGCGUCGGGGACAACUCGCAGCAGGUCUGCGUAUCAAGCAUUGGUGACCUUUUUAAAAUCAAAGGGGCUACUGCAGGAUCUGGGUCAUUUCAGUUCUUCGGGACGAUGCCAGCCGAGCCACUGCAAGAGAUUAUGAAAAUCCACAGGGCAUAUCAGGCUGGUCAAAGGGGGGAAACAUUCACGGAGGAGAUACAUAGCAGCAACAGCGGUGAAGGUUCAAGGGCAAUAUAA
Clonostachys rhizophaga is the source of this 920-nucleotide messenger RNA. Lineage: Eukaryota; Fungi; Ascomycota; Sordariomycetes; Hypocreales; Bionectriaceae. The record is from the annotation of a GenBank genome assembly.